ACGACACAAGUCUCUGCCUCGUGCGCCUGCAUCGGACUCUAGCAGUUCCGACAGGUUAUGAGCCCAAGGAAGGAAUUGCUCCCUCGUGCAGCGCACAACAGCAGCAUGCAACCUCACACGCGCACGACGUCGCCAGCCUCAUUUGCCGAGCAGCACGUCCCCACAUCAGCCACCGCGCGCGAUGCCCUCAAGCCGUCGCCCGCGCCCGACACAACGACUAGAUUGGUGCCGUCGCUUAACAUGUCGGCCAAGAUGGUGCAACUGUCGACCGGCUCUCCAGUCAACUUGACCCAACAGUUACAAGCACACGACACGUGCUGUGACGCCGACACGCGCCGCGACGUCGAUACACGCUGCAACACGCGCCGGGACGUCAACACACGCUGCAACACGCGCUGCGACGAGGACACACGCCGCAACACGCACGUGCUGGUCAAUGUUGGUGACAUCAAGGAUGACCCAUCAAUGCGCCCCAUCGCACAAGAAGCCCAUCGCUCCACAGCGAGGCUCACUUUCGAAAGUGCGAGCUCGACAACAACGUCCAGCACAAGCUCCAGCGUGUCUUUGACGAACACUGCGACGACCCCCUCAAGGAUGAUCGAUCUCCACGGGCCGCAGCCACAGUCGACCGCGAGCAACACGAUCAAGGUACCCAAAGAAGACCGCAAGAAGGACUUCAAGUUGGCUUUUGCCGCCAACCGUGCCCACGACAUCAAGAACAAGCUUGCUGUCCACGAAGAACAGACGAAGAACAUGUCUCACGUCCCGACGAGUCCGCGCAAGCGCGCCACGUCGCAGGACUUUACGCCCGACCACGUACCGCUUGACCGCGUGCCGACCCCGACCAUUAUCCCGGACGAGUUCGACGACGUCGUGUCGCCUACCUGGCCCGAGCAAUCCGCCGCGACGUCGACCGCUCCAAGCGAGACGGACCCACGCGACACUCACGCCCAAGAUGAUCAAGAUGCCCAAGGCGAUCAAGAUUAUCAAGAUGCUCAAGACGUUCAAGACGAUCAAGGAACCGUACCGAGCUCCACGCAGCCUGCGCCCAUGUACGACGCAGCUACCAUCCAAGACAUUAUCGAGAAGGAAAUCGCCGAGCGUACACGAAGACUCCUCGACGAACACGCGCGAGCCACGACACAGCUCAAUGAAGCGCACCGCGAGCACGUCCGCCAACUGCACGUCGUAUUGCUCGAACGUGACAACCUGCGUCAAGAACUCGACUCUUCAACUCGCACUGUGAUGGCCAUCAACGACAAGCUCAAUGACCUCGAUGCUCGACUGACCUCGUCCGAGACGUCACGCCAACACACCAACGCCGAGCUUAACGCCGCGCGUCAUGCCUUGCAUGCGUCUGAGCAACAACGCGACGUUGCGUUGGGCUACGCAAACAACUCCAAGACGGCACGCGACGAGCUCGCGCAGACACUCGCCGACACUCGACGUACCUUGAAAGAGGCCAACGCAGCUCGUGACGCGGCAGUCGCCAUGGCGUCCUCGUCCGAUCAAGACCGUGACACCGCGCAUGCUUCUGCGACUCGCCAACUCCAGAACCAACUUGCCGCGAGCCAAAACGCCUACGCUCAAGUGGUUGCUGAGCGUGACGCAGCUCGAUGCGACGUCGUCGCGGCACACCUCGCGCGUGAUGCGGCCGUCCAAGCCGCUCACACCGCAGUGGCCGACCUCGAGUUAGCACGCGCCGAGCACUCCGACGUGGUUGCAAACCUCGAACAAGAAUUCACCAACCUCUCGCUGGAACUCACCAAGACGCACGCCGCACUUCGUGGCGCUCACGUCUACUGUGCGCCCGCUCCGGCGCCGCCUCCGACCAGUCCGUUUGAACGCGACUUUGGCCACACCUACGCUCAGCCCGCAGACGCGCCCGUCUAUCACCCUACGCCUCCCGGCGGCGGUGGUCUUCCUGGCGGCGGCGGCUUUCCUGGUGGCGGCGGUCCUCCAGGCGGCGGUGCUCCCGGUGGCGGCGGACCUCCCGGCCCUCCACACACGCCUCGCGGCGGUGGUACGCCUGGCGGUGGUAUGCCUGGCGGCGGUGGUCCUCCCGGUGUCCCGCCCGGCGGCGGUGGUCCUCCCGGUGGCGGUGGCCCUCCUGGUGGCGGUGGCCCUCCAGGUGGUGCUGGUGGCGGCGGCAUGCCUCAGCGCCCUUACGCCCCGACGUACUCCAACCCGCCGAACCUGCGGACUUUCAAGGUCGACAAGUUCACGGGCGAGCCCGCGUACCCGGGUUGCAGCGCAAACUUUCCCGAGCAUCUCCAACUGCUUGAAGAAGCUAUUCAGCGUGACGUGGCCUUCUACAACUCGCACUGGACGGACGAGCACCGACGCCACGUACUUCUGGGGUCUCUCGGCACUGCACCCAAGUCCUUCUACAACAGCCACGUGGAGCAGUGGAAGGCUGCCAAGCCUGACUUCGGCCUCCACGACCUCGUUACCCGGCUCACCGAACGCUAUGCGUCGAAGCUCACGCACGACCAAGCUAUGGAGUACAUGCGGCAGCCCAAGAAGUACAACAUGACGUGGGACGAGUUGGUUCGUUUCCUCCGUCACUUGCAGCGAGAAGUCAACGCACCGAACAGCCUCGUCCUCGACAUGUUCGUCAAGUACGCCUGUCCCGAGCUCACGCUCACUCUCACGACGCUUAUCAACCCCAACCGUCGUGAAGACGCCGAGAUGUUGGACGUCGUGGUUACCAAGUUGUCCCAACUCACUGGCUCUGGCUACCAGUACGGUCGUCCUCGCUCGGCCACAACCCAGCCUACUCGCGACUCGCCCUACACCCCGCGCGCUCGCGCCAACGUCGCAUCUGCGCCGGCGGCCGGUCGCGACGGACGUGGUUCCCACACUACCAACGGUCGUGGCGCCGAACACAGCGGUCGCACUGGACAAGGUCAAGAUCAAGAUCCAGGUCAAGGUCAACGCCCCGGUCACGCCCGUUCCGGCUCGCCAGGCCCGCCGCGCGCGCUUUAUCAGUGCCCCGUCUGCCCCGACGAGUACCAUUUCCCCAGUGACUGCCCUCGUUUCUUGGCACUGCGCCCUCCAAACGGUCGUGCCAACAACAGCGCCGGUCAAGUCGCGCCGGAUACCGAGCCGACGACUGCUCGCGGCCGCCGCGCUCGCAACCGCGACCGCCGAGAAUCGACUGCCCGUGCCCAACUAGCCGAGGCCGAUCUCGACGACCAAAUUGCUGAAGAACUCGCGUUUGCCGGCUCCGUCAACGGUCUCUCGAGCGCUGCUGCUUGCGCCGGUUUGUCCUCCGGUACUUUUCUUUUGGACUCUGGCUGCACGCAUCAUCUCGUCAACGACGCGUCGAUGAUUCACAACCCGACACCGUCGACACUGCGCGUCCAAGUCGCCAACAAGGACUACGUACACGCAACCGUUACUGGAUCGAUGCGCCUUAAAUUCGCCGACACGGGUGCGGAACUCGUACUCAACGACGUCCACUGCGUACCCGACGUGCCCAUGCACCUCAUCUCCACGUCACUGCUGGACGACGAAGGCGUUUCUCAACUUUCGCACGGUGGCACGCUGCUGAUCAUGACAGGUCACCAGCCGCUGACCACAUGCAAGAAGAUCGGCUCACUCUGGCCGCUCAACUGCACGGCCCUCGAGCUCAUGCCUAGCAUCACGCUCCCACGGCCGGCACCCAUGCUUCGGUCGGACAAGGGGGGGGCAUCCACCUCCAAGGCGUUCAAGUCCUACCUCGCCGACAAGGGCAUCGAACACCACAAGACGGUGAACCACGGCAGCCAGCUGCGCCGCAUCCUGCGCUACCUCAAGGCGACGCGCACGUACGGUCUACACCUCGCGCCGCACCAGUCGGCCGGUCCGCUCUCGCUCGACAUCUUCUCCGAUGCCGACUGGGCCGGCGACAAGACCAACCGACGCUCCACGUCCGGCUGUCUCAUCCAGAUCAACGGCGCGCCCGUCCACUGGUACUCGAAGCAGCAAGCGACGGUGGCCCUCUCGACGAUGGAAGCCGAAUACGUUGCUGCCAGCAUCGCGACGCAAGAAGCCGCGUGGUUGAAGACUUUGCUCGAGCAAGCCAAGCUCGUACCCGAGACAGCGUGUGUCAACCUCUGGUGUGACAACCAGAGCGCGCUCAAGACGAUGGACAACCCGUCGACGACAAGUCGCUCCAAGCACAUCGACAUCCGUUAUCACUACGUCCGCGAAGCCGUCCAAGCCGGCCGCAUCAAGGCCCGGUACUGCAAGUCAGGCGACAUGCCCGCAGAUUGCUUCACCAAGGCGCUACCUGCCGAAUCGCUCGAGCGCGCUCUCGCCCAAGUCCAUGUCUACGACGCAUCGCGCUCCAUGGUCAUGCUCGAGCUCUCCAAGGGAGUCGAGCUUGCGGGGGGGUGUUAGGAUUCUGAUCCUCAUCGCGCCUCGCUACGUCUGGAUAGUGUACACCGAUUGCAGAUGUACCCAGGAUUAUCCAGUUUACAUAAUACACU
Molecule: messenger RNA, 4475 nt
Organism: Saprolegnia diclina VS20
Lineage: Eukaryota; Oomycota; Saprolegniomycetes; Saprolegniales; Saprolegniaceae
Exons: 1
Coding region: 58-4386 (1442 amino acids)
Source: RefSeq, a predicted model, not a curated record